Molecule: messenger RNA, 1986 nt
Organism: Linepithema humile (Argentine ant)
Lineage: Eukaryota; Metazoa; Arthropoda; Insecta; Hymenoptera; Formicidae
Cellular component (GO): ribonucleoprotein complex
Molecular function (GO): RNA binding
Source: RefSeq, a predicted model, not a curated record
GAAUCACUACAGAAAAAUUUCCAAAUAUUAAUGAUACAGAGAAUAAUCAGAAUUUACUUCAAAAUAACAAGAAAGAAUUGAAAGAACAAUAUUCUUUGAAAAGAAAAAAAAAUAGAUUUAAAUAAACCACAAAACAAAUCAGCCAACAAGAAGAUGAAGAAAAAGAAAUUAGAAGGCGGUAGCUCUGAGGCAUUGAAUUACAAGGAAGAGGAAGUAAAUGCUGAUGUGUCAGAUAGAAAAGUAGUAAAACGUACAAAAUCAGAAAUUGAGGAUGAUAAUAACGAAGACUCUGAUAGUACUAGUUCAUGGCAUUGUGGGGAUAAGAAGAAAAAGAAAGUAGAUGGUGAUGUUUCAGAUGUACUAAAGAAGAGUUACCCAAUUGACUCAGAGAAUGAUAGUUGGUCAUCUGUCACGGAUUCUUCGGAGGAGGAAAAGGAAAAGGAGAAACAAACGGUUAUGCAUAAAGGUAUAAAAGCAUUCACCGGUGUAAAAUCAAAAAUCAAAUCAGAAAGUAAGGAAGAUAAUAGCGAUUUCAACUCUGAUUUGGAGGAAGAAGAGGAAAAUGAUUCAGAUUCAGAUUCAGAUAUACUUGGGAACCAGUUAGCAUUUGAAUCAGAGGAGGACGAUGAGUAUUUUACAGAAGAAGACGGAGAUGAAGAUUGUGAAGAAGAAGACGUUGAGAAUGAAGAUGUUAAGAAUGAAGACGAUGAGGACGACGACAACGACGACGACAACGACAACGACAACGACAGCGACAGCGACAGCGACAGCGACAACGACAGCGACAACGACAGCGACAACGACAGCGACGACAACGACAACGACAACAACGACGACAACGACAAAGACAAAGAAGACACAGAUAAAAAUACAGACAAAGAUGAAAAUGAUGAAGAGAACAAAAAGUUAGUAGAAAUUGCAAAAGAUAUCUUGAAAGAGGUCGUUGAAGAAAAAUGGCGUAUACCCUUUCCUGACCACUAUGGAAACAUGAAUAGGACAUCUAUUAAAGUUGAUAAUCUUCCCAAGUACAUAACUGAACUGGAAAUAAAAAAUUAUUUCCAAUGGUUUGGUUCCGUUAAAUCCGUAAAACUAAAAUGGUUUGUUCCACACCGUUAUAAUUAUGGUUUACAUCCAUUCGUAGCAGAUAGUGUAAAUCAUCCAUACGUAGUUAACGUUUCAGCGCAGGUUGAGUUUGAUUGUCCACUAGCUGCCGAACAGGCAUUCAGCGUGAAUGGAAGUAUAUUUGCAGGAAAUUACAUAACUAUAUAUUAUAAGGAUAACUUAUUCGCUCUCGUGUUUAAGAAAGAUAGAUGUGUAAUGCUAAGUAAUAUGCCGGAAGAUUUGGAUGUCAACACAAUUUGGAAAAUAUUUGAAAAAUGUGGACAAAUAAGGUGUAUAUUUUUACAUCGUGAUCUCCAAACAGGAAUUAACAAAGGGGAGGGUAUUGUUUAUUUUAUGACCAAAGAAGCUGCGGUUAAGGCUGUAGGACUAACCGGAACUCUGGUUUUUGAUCAUAGAAUAACAGUAAGCCUAACGUUGUCUCCCCAAUUUAUUGAGCGGAUAACUGAACAAACAGAAGCAGUAUACGAGUGCUUGAUAAAAAAUAUGAAAGUAGUGAGAAGUUUAAUAGAAGAUAGAAAAUGGCGGGAAAAGGCACAAAAAAAAUUGGUAGAGACGGAGAAUAAUUUAAAAGAAACUGAAGCACAUAAAGCUAAAAAAUACCCGAUAUAUCAGAAAAAUAAUGGCCUUGAAGAAAAAAAAACCGACUUCAUUCCAAGGUCAAAAAACUAAUAUCAAACGGAAAAAGAAGAACAAGAUACUCAACAAGAAAAAAAAGUAAAUGGCGAAAGAAGAAAACUGGCGUAACUAAAGAAAAUCUUGAGACUGAACGGAAUAAAUUCGUAAAAGUUUAAGUUUAAGUUAACAACGUUAUGAUACAUUUUAUAGUUCGUAGGAUAGAAUUAAGAAAUUUUAUUUUCAAACAUA